AUGGAUUUUCAAAACAUUCGACCCGGUCCAUACUGCUUUAAAAUUCGGGGACAGAUCUACUAUCAAAUCAAUACUUCUUUGUAUUCAGCUCAGAAUGAAUUACCAAAUUGCAGACUCAGUCGCAAUCCCGAUUUGAAUGCAGAAAUUCUCCGAGACAUUGAUAACGCAAUGCGCCAAUAUAAUGUCUUGGCUGAAUCGUAUAAAAUGAUGAAGGAAGAGAUAGAAUCAAUGAGAAUAAGAAAUAAUAAUGAAGAACCUGAAAUGCAAUUACUCUUCACACUCAAAAAAGGUUCAGACAGAAGACGUUACAAUUUCCAACGAGUCAACGAAGUAGCCACAGUAUUUUCUAUCACGACAAAUGGUAAAAUACCAGAAUCGUAUGUUACUAUAUACAAUAAAGAUAAGAGAGAAUUACAGUUCGUAAGUUCGAUGAAUGAUAAUGUUGAGCCGUGGACUUACCCCUUAUUUUAUCCACUUGGAACUAAGGGUUGGCAUGACGAUAUUCCGCAAGUUACGGGUUCACGCAAAGGUACUCGAAAUGCAUAUUUCAAAUAUCGAAUGACAAUCCGAGAUGACGAAGUCAAUUACGUUGUAAAAGGACGUCGACUAUUUCAGCAAUGGAUUGUGGAUUCUUACGUGAAGAUAGAAAGAGACCGAAUGAAUUAUUUUCGAAGAAAACAGUCAGAACUGCGCGUUGACUCAUACCAAGGUUUAAUAGAGCAUUUGCAGAAUCUAGCAAAUGAUACGAAUACUCGAAUAGGUAAAAUAUUCAUUCUUCCUUCUACUUUCGUAGGAUCACCCCGAUAUAUGAAGCAAACGUACCAAGAUGCUAUCACAAUAGUACGUGAAUACGGCAAACCUGAUUUAUUCAUCACAAUGACUUGUAAUCUUAAGUGGGUUGAGAUUACUGAAAAUCUGUCAGAUGGUCAAAUUGCAUCUGACAGACCAGACUUAGUAACACGUGUUUUUGAAUAG
Messenger RNA from Diachasmimorpha longicaudata, 975 nucleotides. RefSeq lists its product as uncharacterized. The record is from RefSeq and is a predicted model, not a curated record. The coding region runs from base 1 to 975 and encodes 324 amino acids. NCBI's taxonomy places the organism in Eukaryota, Metazoa, Arthropoda, Insecta, Hymenoptera, Braconidae. The transcript has 2 exons.